Molecule: messenger RNA, 1629 nt
Organism: Neurospora tetrasperma FGSC 2508
Lineage: Eukaryota; Fungi; Ascomycota; Sordariomycetes; Sordariales; Sordariaceae
Exons: 2
Coding region: 1-1629 (542 amino acids)
Biological process (GO): RNA polymerase II preinitiation complex assembly; transcription initiation at RNA polymerase II promoter
Cellular component (GO): transcription factor TFIID complex
Molecular function (GO): RNA polymerase II general transcription initiation factor activity
Source: RefSeq, a predicted model, not a curated record
AUGGACCCACCAGGGCCAGUCAAGCGGACAUUGACGCUCAAAAUCAACACUCAAUCCAAUGGCUCAUCUCAAGCAGGCAGGACGGGAUCACCGGCAGUUACACCUGGGCCUGGCCAUAACCUCUCUGCCGCCUCGCCACCUCCUCAGACACCGGGGGGCUCGCAGGGCCCUCGCAAGAUCAAGCUCAACGUCAAGGGCACAUCCUCACAACCACCAACACCAGCCGGGCCGAGACCGCCGUCGCAUUCCAACACUUCAUCUCAGCCGACACAACCACGGAUAUCAACAGGAAGCUCGGCUGCUCCCAACAUCUUCAUGUCCAAGCCCAAGACGGCAAGUAAAGUCUUCUUGAACGCGGCGGCGAGAAAGAGACAAAGAGAAGAGAGCGAAGCGGAGGACGGUCCGACAGCGAAUGGCAUUGGGGGAGAGUCAAGGCCCAAGAAGAUCACGCUUAAGCCACCUUCGGGCACAACCCCGGUUCAAACUCCGCUUCUAGCUCCCAAGGUUCGCCUAAAAUCGCAGGGUAAAAUACCAACGCGGCCGCUGGGGGAGGGUUACGAUUCGGAGGCCGAUGAUAGGGAAGUCGACCCAGUAAUUGAAGAGCAGCUGAUCUUGCGCAUGAUGCCUGGUGAGCACUGCGACUAUCUGCGGAAAGCCGUGGCUGAAAGGAAAGUGGGCGUUCCUAAACAUCUGGGUGGCGCCGAUGUUACAAUGAAGUUUCUGGAUGAAGAAGGACGGCGAGUAAUGUUUGUUAUCCAAGGGCAACCGUACGCCGCCAUUCUGGUCGAUCUACCCACAAUCACCGAGGGCAUGAAGACGUGGGACAAGAAAUCCAUGGUCAAGUCAGCCGACAUUUGCCAAAUGAUCCUUGUUUUUGCUAAGGUCAAAGACGAGGCGGAGGCCAAGUCGGUUCCUUUACCCAAGGCUGUCGAGCAUGGCCACAGAUGGCCCCAUGGUAUCACCCCGCCGAUGCAUGAUGCACGAAACCGGAGGUUUAGAAAACGCCUCAGCAAACUGGAAAUCCAGAACAAGGAAGCCGAGGUCGAGCGGUUGCUGGCAGCAGACAGGGAAGCCCUCAACUCCAGGUACGAGCUUGAUGGAGGCAUGGGAGGUGAAGAAGACCGACUAGAGGACUAUUUCGGGGACGCAAAUGUGCAGAACCAAGACGACGACAACCUGUUCGACGAUCUCGAGGCAGAAUUCGAAAACGCGGCAGACACACCUGCCGAAGCAAUGGACGCCAUGGACUUUGGCGCUGCCACGCCCACGGCGAUAGGCGGCGGCAUGGAUCUCCCCACACCCCCCACUGCCAACACGGGUACGCCUACCGCUGCACAAACCGAGGAGAGUGCGGCCGAAGCUGUCAGCGAGGAGGACGAAUCAGAUGAAGAUGACGAGGAUGAUGAGGGUGACAUGGACGAUGACGGCGAUGAAGAGCGCCAUGAUGAGGUGGCGGGAGUCAAGGCUGAGAUUGCCACACUGAGGAAGCAGCUGGCCUCGUACGAGGAGCAGUUGUCCAAGGCAAUAAGCAUUAUCAUGAAGAAACGUCUGGAAGGCAGCAUCAAGAACAUCAAGUCGGAGAUUAAACUUAAGCAAUCUUCGAUUGGUGAGGUGUCCGAGGAAGACUGA